AUGGAUUUGAACGAUUGGCUUCUUGAUACAGAAUCAUCUUUUCUGCACGAUAAUGAACAACAACCCUCGAACACAGGCCAUGAAGCUAAUCUUACAACAACACCAACAACAGCACCCACCCUUGAUAUAAACGCGUUGUUGGGUGAGCUUGCUACAGCCAACGACUGGCAAGUGGGUAGCAACCUACCACUUUCAUCGUUGCCCUCUUCAAGUGCAAGCACUUCAGGACAAAGCAAUACCACUGGUAGCAGUCCUUCUUCUCGAGAUCGUGGCGUAUCACCAUCUACACCCGGCAAGGAUGACGAUGAUGAUGAAACACAAAACAACAGCAACUCCAGCAGCAGCAAGCAACAACAACUUGCUAAAAUGACAGGACGACUUGAUUUUAGAUCGAGCAUUGUAUCAGGAGCAGCAACGGAAGUACCUGAAGCACAAUGGCGAAACAUGUCAUCCAAAGACCGUCGUAAACUACGAAACAAAAUCUCAGCUCGUAACUCACGCCAAAAAGCAAAAGGCUACAUUACAUCGCUUGAGCAAGAGGUGGAACAGCUCAAAGCCGACAAAGGUGAAAUGGCUGUCGAGUUGAAGCGAGUACAAGAAUUAGUGACUCAGCUGCUGCAAGAAAAUGAGCAACUGAAACAAUUGCACCAGCAAAUCAUGGCAAGCAGCACCAGCCCACCAACCGAUUUGUUUGCACCCAACGCAUUUGAUGAGCUAUCCAUGCCUUUGAUGACUACCUGGUUAUCACAUACAAGCAUGCCACGAUGGGAUUUACCUCGUCUCAUGUCACUUUCCAAAGAUACCGAUCCAAACGCCCAACAAUAUGCAGCUUGGCUCUUUCAACGCUAUCCAUUACUCGCUCCUGCUCUCAUGUCGAUGGUUAUUGAUCAAACCAUGACGCCUGCAGAAUUACUCAUAUCCACUCUUGACAAUGUUAUCCAGCAAAAGGAAGCCGAUCUGGAUCAUAAAUCAGCUCCCACCAAAACCAUCAAGGAUGAGAAGAAGGAUGAAGAAGACGAAGAAGAAGAAAAAGUCAAAUCGAAAAAGACAAAGAAAAGGUGUGAAUACAGAUGCCGUAAACGAGAAAAGGAACGCAAUAGCAUCGAGGAUGGUGAUGGUUGCGAUGAUGGAUCAAGGCGACGCAAGAACAUCUUUUGUACCGUAUUUGAGCUAUAUCAAAACACCUUCCAGUACAUGAUGAAUAAUACCAGGCAGCGCCUGUCAUUCAUGUGUGAUGCCAAACAUCGCCUUAUUGAAAUGUCAACAGCAACAGCAAAAGAAGUCUUAUCACGUCAAACGGAUACUUUACCACCCGCCUCCUCCUCUUCCGCCACCUCCCCUACCACCACUACCACUACUACACAGGUCUAA
Molecule: messenger RNA, 1371 nt
Organism: Lichtheimia ornata
Lineage: Eukaryota; Fungi; Mucoromycota; Mucoromycetes; Mucorales; Lichtheimiaceae
Exons: 2
Coding region: 1-1371 (456 amino acids)
Biological process (GO): regulation of DNA-templated transcription
Molecular function (GO): DNA-binding transcription factor activity
Source: RefSeq, a predicted model, not a curated record